Colletotrichum chrysophilum is the source of this 1743-nucleotide messenger RNA. RefSeq lists its product as uncharacterized. Bases 1 to 1743 code for a protein of 580 amino acids. Lineage: Eukaryota; Fungi; Ascomycota; Sordariomycetes; Glomerellales; Glomerellaceae. The transcript has 3 exons. The record is from RefSeq and is a predicted model, not a curated record. Gene Ontology annotation, biological process: transmembrane transport. Gene Ontology annotation, molecular function: transmembrane transporter activity.
AUGGCCGUCUUGUCCCGUUACCUGCCCUUCUCCGAGGCGACUACUACACUGCAAGCAGUGACGUACCUACUCGGAAUCUCUCUCUUCUCCAUUUCCUUUCUCGUUUUCCUCAACAGCAGCAUAUCGUUUGUCAUUACCGACUUAAUUGGCGUCAAGGACGGCGUGGGCGACAUCGUCGGUACCCUCGGCUUCGUCGAUGAGCUCGUCGCACUCUUCGCAUGUCCGGUUUGGGGCCUCGUCUCGGAUCGGCUCGGUGUAAGAUGGGUGGCUGUAAUCGGGUAUGCCAUCAUCGGCGCGGCCUUGAUGCUGUUCGUUCAGGCGCGCAACAUCUAUCCGCAGCUGCUUCUGGCGCGCAUCUUCUUCGCUCUCGGCGCGACUGCCGCGGCGACUAUGGUUACAGCGAUUUUGCCGUCUCUGACAGAUGAUAACGACAAGUCUGACGGCUCCGCGAAUGUCGCGAAGCCGGUCAAUAACCCCCGACACAGCAUCGCCAUGUCCCUCGAGUCCGACAUGACCAUCACCCCAGCGCGGUACCGCAUCGGAGGAAACGGACAAGCCGCAACAGGGAACGAUUUGGAUGAGGCGAAGGCUGGCAAACCGUCGGCUCUCGCAGGCUACGUCGGACUGUUCACGGGAUGCGGCGCGCUGGUUGCGCUCUCCCUGUUCCUGCCGCUUCCCGCUCGUUUCGGCGAAGUUGACGGCGUGACCCCGGGCAAGGCUGUCGAAGAGAGCUUUUAUGUCGUGGGAAUUGUCGCAUUCGUGGUGGCAAUCUUUGUCUUCUUUGGGCUGAGAAACCUAAAGGGCGAGGAAGGCAAGGGUUGGAACGUCUUGUUGGGACUCAAAGCGAACACGAGCUCAGAGGACGAUUCCAACGAAGAUGGAUCAGACCACCCGCACCGGCCGAAGGUUCUGCCUUACUUCCGUCUCCUCCGAGACUCUAUUACCCUGGGCUUCACCGAUUCCCAAAUUGCCCUCGGGUAUUUGGGUGGCUUCGUAGCCCGCGCCUCGACAGUUGCAAUUUCCCUUUUCCUUCCUCUGUACAUUAACACCUUCUUCAUCGGCAACGGCUUUUGCCAUGGAUCUCCGAAUGAUCCAAACCCCGAACUGAAGAAGGAGUGCAGAGCGGCCUAUCUCCUGGCAUCUAUCCUAUCAGGCGUGGCGCAGCUACUUGGUCUUUUCGCGGCCCCUGUUUUCGGCUACCUUAACAGAAGGCGUGGCCGCUUCAAUGUCCCCAUCAUCAUCGCUACCACUUUCGGAAUCGUCGGUUACAUCGCCUUCCCUCAGCUACCCAGCCCGGAAUACAAGGACGUCGACGGUCGAGGUGGCAGCCCUGUUGUCUUCCUUAUUGUAAUACUCAUCGGCGUUAGCCAGAUUGGAGCGAUCGUCUGCAGUCUGGGCUCCCUCGGCCGCGGCGUGCUGACCGCUGAUAUUCCCAAGUCUCAGCAGAUUGACACAGUUGAGGACUCCGCGGAAGCUAUGGAAACGCCCACAGAAGCUGCGCCACUACUGCAACACAAUGCCAGCGUGGACGCCGUGUCGCGAGUGCGACUCAAGGGCUCCAUCGCCGGUAUGUACUCCUGGUUCGGCGGGGCUGCAAUCUUGCUUCUCACCAAGCUGGGCGGCUUCAUGUUCGAUGCCGUAUCCAACGGUGCGCCGUUCUACAUGAUGGCGUCCUUCAACGCCAUCCUUCUCCUUGCUAGCUUGGGCAUUGAUGCUGCUCGUCUUUACAGAGACAGACAGUAA